ACUGCUUUCUUGGUCAUUUUAACAGAAAAUGAACUUCCUGGCAAGGUCGUGUGGGUGACAGGAGCUUCAAGUGGAAUUGGAGAAGAGUUAGCUUACCAGCUGGCAAAGAUCGGGGCUCUGCUUGUGCUUUCUGCAAGAAGAGAGAACGAAUUGGAAAGGGUGAAACAAAAGUGUCUUGAGAUCUCCAACUUGAGCAGUAAGGAUAUCUUUGUUUUGCCUCUUGAUUUGAUGGAUAGAAGUUUCCAUGAAGCUGCAACUAAAACCGUUCUUCAGCAUUUUGGCAGAAUCGAUGUUUUGGUGAACAACGGUGGACGUUCCCAGCGCUCUGUCUAUCAAGCCAUAAUGGAACUUAAUUACCUGGGUACAGUCUCCUUAACUAAAUAUGUCCUGAAUCACAUGAUCCAAAGGGAGAAAGGGAAGAUUGUGACCAUGAGCAGUGUAAUGGGCAUCAUGGGAGCCCCCCUCGCCACGGGAUAUUGUGCCAGCAAGCAUGCCCUCCAGGGUUUCUUUAAUUCUCUUCGGCCUGAACUUUAUGAAUACCCUGAGAUAAUAAUUUCCAACAUCUGUCCAGGACCGGUCCAAUCCAAAAUUAUACACAAUGUCUUUACUGAAGACCUCUCAAAGGUGCUAGACAACACCGGUGAUCAGUCCCACAAAAUGCCAACUGAUCGCUGUGCUCGGCUUACACUGGUCAGCAUGGUAAAUGAUCUGAAAGAAGCCUGGGUCAGCGAUCACCCAUACCUAGCAGUCUGCUACCUCUGGCAAUACGCACCCACCUGGGCAUGGUGGCUUCUGAACAAGAUGGGUAAAAUAAGAAUAAAGAACUUCAAGAGUGGAGUGGAUGCUGAUGUCUCCUAUUCUCAGAAGAAGAAAGCUUGAGGAGGAACCUACACAACAUCCCACUAAACCAAGCAAGUAAUUGCAUGUGGGAGAGGUUUCUGUCCUCUAUUCAUAUAUGUCAAGUUAAGGCCUCUGCUUUUUUAAAAAUUCCUUAAUACUCCUAUUUUUUGCUAUCAUGUAACCUGACAUGAAAUUUUUUUAAAGAACAUUUCCUAAAUAAAAACAAUCUGCUUUACUUUUGCAAGACCUUCUAUUAAUUCAUUCCUUAAGUUUAAUUUAUUCCACUGGUAGGACAGGAAGCUUGUUGUGAUCUUUCUGCUGAUAUGAGUUUCCCAAACCUUUAAAGGGUAGAUACAAAUCAAACUGUGUCGUUCUAUUUCUACCAUUCUCACAUC
Pelodiscus sinensis (Chinese soft-shelled turtle) is the source of this 1235-nucleotide messenger RNA. The record is from RefSeq and is a predicted model, not a curated record. Lineage: Eukaryota; Metazoa; Chordata; Testudines; Trionychidae.